Molecule: messenger RNA, 6619 nt
Organism: Prorocentrum cordatum
Lineage: Eukaryota; Dinophyceae; Prorocentrales; Prorocentraceae
Source: the annotation of a GenBank genome assembly
AUGGCUGCUGCUGCCGCCGACGCCGCGCCCGCACUGGAAGGAGUGGACCAGGUGGCGUACCUCCUGUAUGCGGUGCCGGGGGCUCCCCUGUGGCACCAGCGCUGGAACUUGGGUCGGGUGGUGUCCUGUCCGAGUGACGCGAUCCUAGUCUCGCCGGACCACCAGGUGCAGUGCGAGGUAGUGGACGGGACGUCGCCCGACAUCAGCGCGGUGCGGUGGGCGCGCGCCCUCGCCCCCAGGCCGCCGGGCGUCGUGCGGGCCUACCGCUUCGCGAGCGCCCCGACUGCGGCGGAGGUGGCAGCCUGGCUCCCCGAGGCCCAGGCCGAGGCUCGGCGUUGCUUUGCUCGGCGCCACCCGGGCGUGGCCGUGCCGGCGCCCGUCUUCGAGGCGUGGCCCUGGGCUGCGCCGGGGGCGCCGGCUGCCGCCGCCGGGCCCGCCCCUCCCGCGGGGGCCCCCGCCGCCGGGCCGCCGGGCGGAGGAUGGGUCGUCGUGCCAGCGGGGGGCCCGCCGGCCGCCGCGGCGCCCGUCGCCCCGGCACCCGCGCCCCUGCCGGGCGGGGUGAUGCGCCGAGGAGGUGCGGCCGCGGGGGCUGCGCCGGCCGCGGGCGGCGGGGAGGCGGGCGGAGCGCCGGCGCCCGCGGGAGCGGCGCUCGCGGCGGCCGUGGUCGGGGGGGCCCGACCCCUGGUGCUGGCGGGAGGCGCUGGCGACGCCGCCCCCGCCCCCGUGGGGAACUGGCGCGUCGCCCAGGAGUGGAGGGGGUACCACUACGGCGAUGUGAUCAUCCCUCCAGCGGGCUUCGCUGGGGCGGGCACCCCCGCCCGCGGAGUCGUCUUGCUCGCAGACGGGUCGUCUCUCUUCGUCGAGUGGGUGGCCAUCGGUGACGAGUCGGACUUCGCCGACCGGGCGGUGGCGCCCGACUGUCGCCUACUGCCGGUCCGCCUCGACCGCGCUGGCAGGCCCUUCCGGACGCUCGAGAACCUCGUCGAGAGCUGCCGCCAGGAGCACCUCCCCGACUUCAUCGCGCCGAGGACGACCAUGUGGUGCCUCGAGCACCUCGCGGGCGAGGGCCGCUCUCUCGAGUCCCACUUCGAGCACUUCAAGAAGCUGUGCGGCCUCCAGGACUCCCAGUGGGGCAUGGAGGAGUACGCCAGUGUGAUCAGCUACCUGAAGGCGUUGCUCCAGCACGAUCAGGUGGACGCGUCCAACAUCCUGUCGGUGGAGAUGAUGUUCCGCCGGCUCCAGACGAUCGAGUACUGCUACAGCGACAAGUUGCGCGAGAGGACAGCGGGCUCCUCCGCGGGGAGGCUCACCGCCGACGAGCAGGCCGCCUUCGGGGCGACGGCCCGAGCCGAGUCGAGGCUCAUGGUGUCGCCCGCGCUGCUCGAGAGCGCCAAGCAGGAGCUGGAGCGGGACGCGUCGCUGGCCAAGAGCCUCCUGAAGGCGCGCGAGGCUCGGGAGUCGCUGGGCAAGCGGAGGCAGGGCCAGGGGAAGGACCAGGGGUCUGGUGGGGGGGAUCCUGACAUGACUGGGGAUGCUCGGCACGCCGUUGCGCCGCCGGGGAAUUUUGACAGGAACGUGGGGAGGGAUCUGCUACCCUUCCCCACGGAGCUGCUCAACUCGUCGGAGCCACCAGCACCUGGGCUCUCGCGAGUUUGCCGACAGAGAGUCGGCCGUCGGCAGCGUCGCCACGCCGACGUUCUUCGGUGCUUAGAAGGUCUCAACACGAUAUACGGCCGCCGUGAAGGGGUACCUGUACCUGCUGAUCUGAGCCUCGGGCAGCAGCGUAUGCUCGAUCACGUUGAGUCUUCUGUCUCUUUCCUGGGGCCUCCCCCAGAGGAUCUUUCGCAGGCGGCAGCCCUCCAGGCGCUGCGCCUCGGCCUCCCCUAUGACGCUGGGGGAGGCCCUGUGGGCUACGAAGCCUCCCGCCGGUUGGUCGAGGCUGGCGUAGCCGAGCUGACGCUUGAGCGACCUACCGAGGUGGUGGAUUGCUUCUUUGUAAAAAAGGGGGGCGGCAAGCAGCGGCUGGUCGUCGACUGUCGGCGGUCUAAUCAGCAUUUCGAGCCGCCCGCCCCUGUCAGCCUUGUCUCUGGCGACACUCUCUCCCAGGUGCAUGGCGACGACUCCCUCGAUCAGCCCGUGUUUAUUGGCCAGGUCGAUAUAAAAGACGCUUUCUAUCACAUGGAGCUCCCAGAGGGGCUCCGCCAGUACUUCGGGCUGCGAAGAAUUCGGGCCUCGUGGGCGGGCAUCUCUCAAGCGGUUGUUCGCGAACGCUUGGCAGGAGUGUCCCGGGCCCUCGUGUCUCGGGGGCUGCCGCUGCAUAAAGAGUCUGUCUCUUGCGAUCGGGCCAUCGUGCUGGGGUGGGAGAUCGAUUGCCUUCGGCGCACCUUCCGCCCGACCCCCGAGCGUGUCUGGAAGGCUCGUCUCGCCAUUCGGGGUCUUUUAGCACGGGCCUCGGUCUCUGGAGGGGACUUGGAGCGCCUUUUGGGCCAUCUGUGCUUCAUCGGCCUGUGUAGGCGAGAGUCGCUCAGCGUGUUCAAAUACUGCUACAGGUUCUGUGAGGCCGCGCGGAGAGGCCCAGCCCGGGGGCCUCGGGCCCUCUGGGCCUCGGCCAGAAAGGAGCUCGACGUCUGGGACCGUAUCGCCCCGCUCAUCUGGGUCAACACCUCUGCGGGUACCUGUCCAGACGUCGUCGUGGUGGACGCGUCGCCGUGGGGCCUGGGGGCCGUACGGGGGCGACCGCCGGUGGCCCUGGUCAAGGAGGCCUGCCGUCACUCGGAGCGUGCUGGGGCUCGGGAGGCGGCCCGGGAAGGGCGGCCUCCCCGCGAGCGCGCCUUCGCCGCGGCCGCUGCGCAGCUGCACGGGGGCGAGGGGGAGGCCGACAGGCGGAUCCUGAUGGAGCUCGUGCGGCCCCAGUCUCGACACCACCGUCCCGAAAGCGAGUUCGACCGCCGGCACACGAAGUCGUUCGAGGACGUCCCCCUGGACCUCUUGAGGGCUCCCUGGAGGGUGUGCGGGAGGCAGAGGUGGAAACGGGCCUCGACGUCUAUGCCGGCCCUGGAAGCGGAGGCGCUUUUGUACGGGGUGCGCCACCUCCUGAGGUCCGUCGCCAACUUGGGCUCGAGGCUGCUCGUGAUUGGGGACUCGAUCUCGGCCUCCCUGGCCGCCACGAAGGGACGGUCGUCUUGCGAUGGCAUGCUCUCGGUGACCCGCCGGCUGGGCGCCCUGCUGCUGGGGACCGGCAGCCUCCUACGGUCGCGCUGGAUCGCGUCGGAGCUCAACCCUGCGGACGGACCCUCGCGCGGCCGGCCGGCGCCGAGCGACCCGCUUGCCGGCCUGCGGCGCGAACUCGCGACCGCCGCCGGCGAGGGUCGCAAUGCUGGCGCGCGGCAGGUCCGACAGAUCGAGGACCCCCGCGGGCCGCCAGCCGCCGCCGCCCAGUGCGGGGCCCAGAUGAGCCUGCUUCGGAGGGCCUCGGUGUCGGCGAAGACGCAGGCCCAGUACUCCCUCUACCUGGCCGCCCUGCAGAGGUUCUGCGACUCCCGCGGGGACCACCCGAACACCGAGGAGGAGUGGGACAUCGCCACCGCGGGCCUGAUGGAGAUCAUGUUCAUGGAGGGCGGCUCGCUGAGCGCGGGCGAGAAGCUCUUGGCGUCGGUGCAGUGGGCCGAGCCGCGCCUCGGCAGGCUGGGGGGCGGGCGGAUGCCCGUCUGUCGACAGUGUCUGCGAGGCUGGCGCCGCGCUGCCCCCGCAGGGGGCCGCUGGCCCCUGCCCUACGACGUGGUGGCGCUGCUGGCGUGCUGGAUGAUCUGCCAGGGGCUGAGACCCCACGCGCUGGCCAUUCUCAUGAUGAUGGAGAUGUACUUGCGGCCAGGAGAGCCAUUCCUGCUACGGGGCCGCGACGUAGUGGCGGGGUCCCUCAGUGGAGCUCGCGAGUGGACCCCCACAUCGGUCUUGCUCCACCCGUUCGAGAUGCGGACCUCGUCCAAGAGCCAGGAGUUCGACCAGACGAUCGUCCUCGACCUCGACCGGCAGGCGGCGCUCGCAGACGCCCUGGUGCAGCUGGGGCUGGAGCGCGGCGUCGGGCCCUUGCUGGAUCUGACGCCCAGCGCCCUGCGCCGGGCCCUGGACGAGGCCGCGGCUGCCUGGCGCCUGGGGCCCCUCGGGCCGCUCGACGCCUACCGCUUCCGGCACGCGGGGGCGAGCGUCGACUUCGCGACCGGCGCCCGACGUCUGGAGGAGAUCCAGCGCCGCGGGCGGUGGCGGUCCGCGCGGAGCCUCCGCCGCUACGAGCACGGGGGGCGACUGGCCGACCUCUUGCGCCGCCUGCCGCCCGACGUGCAGCGGGCGGCCGCGGCGGCCGCUCAGGAGCUCCCCGACGCGCUGCGGGGGAGCUUCGCGGGCUCGGGCCACCUGUCCGAUGCCAUGGAGCGGGGAAAUGUCCCCACAUUGCGGUGGGACAUCCUGUACGGCCCCGCCUACGACCUGCGCGACCCCAGGAGCGCCCGCCUCAUUCGAGGCUGGAUACGGGCGGGGCUCGUCUGCGGCCUGCAUGCUGGCUUUCCUUGCGAGACCUUCUCGCGGGCGCGAGACCGCCCCAACGGGCCUCCGCGGCUCCGGUCCCAGGAGCACGUCUGGGGCCUGCCCAGUCUCCAUCCCGAGGGCGCCGAUUUCCAGAAGGUGAAGUGGGGCAACCUGUACGCGCGGCUCACGAUAUCCUUCUGCGUGCUGUGCUGCCAGUGUUUCGUCCCCUGGUCCGUCGAGAACCCCGCGCUGAGCUACGCGUGGCAGCUGCCGCCGAUGCUGUCCCUGCUCCAGCGCCGGCAGGUCACGACCCAGGUGAUCGAGUACUGCCGGUUCGGGACGCCCUGGAGGAAGAGCACCAGGAUUGCUGCGUUUCUCCUCGACUUGGCACCUUUGGCCAAGUUCAGAUGUACAGGGCCCGUCUGUGUCCUCACUGGGCAGCGGCAUCAAGAGCUGUCCGGCAAAGACGCAUCGGGCAGGUUCCGCACUAGAUUGGCGGAGGCAUAUCCUCGCAAGCUCUGCAGCACCCUCGCCAGAGCCUAUGCCGACGAGAAAGCCAGGCGUUCCGUCGAGCCCACCCGCGGCGGAGAGCUCCGGCUUGACGCGGGAUGUAGAAGAGGCAUCGGCCUCAAGUUCCAGAAUCCUUGUGGCAAGGGGGGAGGCAUGCCGCUCCAGCGGCGCCGCCGCGGCGCUGGGCCCCUGCUCCGCGGCGCCGCGGAGCAGCCGCUGGUGGCCGUCGAGACGGAGCUCCCGGCGGCCUCCUCGGCGGCCACCUGCGGCUACUCCGCGGAGAGGCUGCAGGUGCCGCGGCACCGGCAGCAGCUGGAGGCGCAGCCGCGCGGGGGGGCGUUGCCGCCGGCGCCCGAUGGCGAGCUCCUGCGGCGCUGGCGGCCCCCCUCGUGCGGCGGCCCCCCGUCAGAGGCCACCGAAAGCGAGGCCUCGUCCGAGUUCGGCGACCGCGACCGGGAGGAGGAGGAGGAGGAGGACUCGCGCGGGCGCCACCCCGACGCGCCGGGCACGCAGAAGAGGGCGGCGCCAGGCCUGGACCCCAUCGCGUCUCUGAACAAGGCAAACUGUGUGGCUUCUCUCUAUUUCAUGGGUUCCCAGACGCGUGGUGCGGUGGUGAUGUCCGAUUGCCUUCAAGCACAUUUCUGAGUCACAGGUACGGCGGUGCUCGUCACAGGUACUGAUGCGCCGACGGGGACCUCCAACCCCAUGUUUCUACAGGGUUCUAGCUACUUUGCUAGGGGUCCCCCUUCAGGCGAGGUCAUCAUCCUUAUUCAUGGGCUCCCAGAUGUGCCAUCAGUCGCACUCGCAGUCUGCCUCUUCGUGCACGUGUGUAUAGGAUGCGUGCGCCGCGCGGCUGCCAUGUGGGCCCAUGCCUGUCGAGGGGAGCUAAGAGCUCCCGAAGCGUCGUUUUGUGAUUUAGUUGGCGGAGGAGGAGAAAUCGUAUUCGCCACCCCCUUGGUGGCCCCUCGUGUACGAAGGCCUUACUCGUGCUCUGCGCUACCACGGAGUAGUUGAACUAUCGAGGGGCCGACCAAGGGGGAGGCCGCGUGGCCUUCUGUAGGGGACGGGGAGGGCACGGGAGGCGCAAGUGGUAAGGCGGGUGAAAUAAACCGUCGAGCGCCACCCCAAGCCUCCCCGUCCCCCAAAUUCGUGCUGAGCUCACUCGUCGUCCUGGCGGCGUGCUACCAGGGGCGAGCCUUGCCUUCCCUCUCUUCACAUCAUCUACGUCAUGUACUUCCUGUUGCUCUCCUUCUCUCGCGCGUAGCCCGUUCGAGCAGGAGGCCCUUGCCGGCCCUCGAGACCCGUGCGGGCUCGACGGUUGGCGUGAGCGUCCUUUCUGAGACGCAUGCUGGAGCUGGCGAAGGGCGUUGAUCCUGUUUUGGAGUCUACUUGUCCGUCGUGUGUACCCGCCAGCUCCAGGUUGCGCCUGCCUUGCCAGGAGGGUGUCCUCCAUACUGUGCUUGUGCUUUGCUUGCCACUGGGCGCUUGGCUAGGCUGCCUCCCGUGUGCGCGGGGAGGGGUCGCCUGGCCAGGCGCUCACUGACGCUACAGGCGGUGGACCGCCUCGGAGCUCGGCUAAGAAAAGAGG